CAAAAUCAUUAGAAUUUAGAACUUAGAAGUACAUCCAAGUUCACAUGUUUCUCCACAAAAAUCCAAAUCUAAGACUUCUGAACCAAAGUGAGGAAAAAUAUUACAAUCUUACCAUUCAAAUUUUCAUCAUAAAAAAAGGAGCAAAAAGGAAGAUGCAAUCAGGUAAGAUUAAUUGACCAAAAAAUGAAUUUUGUUUAUUCAUAUCUUUUGUUCAUUAUAGUUUUCAGUUCAAAACUUUGUUCUGCCAUAGACAGAAUUACAGCAACUCAGUUUCUGAGAGACCCAGAAACAAUAGUUUCCAAAAAUAGCAUUUACAAAUUAGGAUUUUUCAGCCCUCCUAACUCAACAAAUCGUUACGUUGGAAUCUGGUACAAUCAACCCUCUAUAAAACAAGUAGUUUGGGUAGCUAACAGGUACAAUCCUCUAACUGAUUCUACUGGUGUGCUAAGAAUAUCAGUUGAUGGAAAUCUUCAAGUAUCAAAUGCCCAAAAUCAUACUCUUUGGUCGUCAAAUGUCACUCAUUCUAUAAAUACUCGUGUCAUAGUGGCUCAACUUCAAGAUUCCGGGAACCUUAUUGUACAAGGAUUACCACUCAAUAGGAGUAGUGGGAACGAGACGACUGUAUGGCAGAGUUUUCAGCAUCCUACAGACUCAGUUUUACCAAAUAUGAGGUUUAGUUUUAACAAAAAUUCUGAAUUAAGGAGAGGUUUGCAAGCUUGGAGAAGUCCUUCAGACCCAUCAGUUGGAAGGUUCUCAGUGGGUAUUAAUUCUUUUGGGAUUUUUCAGAUAUUUAUCUGGGAUGGAGAUCGCCCGUAUUGGCGAAGUGGACCUUGGAAUGGGAACAUUUUUGUGGGAACAAGAUAUCACGAUACUGGUAUUGGUAACAUCAUCGUUAAUACAGGGGCAUUCGCACAGGAGGAAGGACAAGAUAUUGUUUCCCUGGCAUUUACUGGUGCGAAUGAGACAUUGUUGCCCCGUUAUGUCAUAAGUUAUGCUGGAACAUUAGCUGAAACAUUUUGGGAUGACAGCAAGAAGAAUUGGGAGACUGCAUGGCACGCACCAGAAAAUGAAUGUGAUACUUAUGGCAAGUGUGGAGAAUUUGGAAACUGUAAUCCGAAAAAUAAACGAAUUUGCAGCUGUUUGAAAGGGUUUGUGCCAAAGAAUGAGGAGGAAUGGAAGAGAGGGAAUUGGUCAAGUGGGUGUCAAAGAAGAAAGAAUUUGCAAUGUGGAGUACAAGGAGGAAAGGAAGAUGGGUUUAUGAGGUUAAAGAUGACAAAAGUGCCAGAUAAUGCUGAAUGGGUGGUUGGUCUGAAUCCAAGUCAGUGUAGAAUUACCUGCCUGAAUAAUUGCUCUUGUGUGGCUUAUACACAUGAUACAGGAAUCGGGUGUUUGAGAUGGAGCGGGAGCUUGAUUGACAUUGAGAAUCUUUCUCCUGGAGGGAUGGAACUCUUCAUUCGACUCGAACAAUCAGAGCUAGGUAAUAGUAAGAGAAGCAAAGUAAUUGUUGCUGUAAGUGUGCUUCUAGCAGCUACAGUAGUUGUCAUAACCAUAAUCUUAUACUUCCUUUGGAAAUGGAGAGCUCAACCAAAGGGUAAAAUCCAAUCAGAUAGAUAUAUCAAAUCCCGAACAGGAAAGAAAGUUGCAAAGAAAGAAAAAUCAAUCUCAUAUGGAUUCAAAGACAAAAGCGAAGUUGUAAUUCAUGACUUGCAAGUAUUGAAACUUAAAGAUCUGAUACUAGCAACAGAUGACUUCAGUAACAACAAUAUGCUUGGGAGGGGUGGAUUUGGUGAAGUAUACAAGGGAAGACUAGAAAAUGGACAAGAAAUAGCAGUGAAAAGGCUUUCAAGGGCAUCAGGACAAGGUGCAGAAGAGUUCAUGAACGAAGUUGAACUGAUUUCAAAACUUCAACACCGGAAUCUAGUGAAACUUUUAGGAUGUUGUAUAGAGGGGGAAGAGAAGAUGUUGAUAUAUGAGUACUUGCCCAAUAAAAGCUUGGAUGCUUUUCUAUUUGAUCCACAACAGCAGGAGCUUUCUCAGUGGGAAAAACGUUUGAACAUCAUCCAAGGGGUAUGUCGAGGUCUACUUUACCUUCACAGAGAUUCAAGACUGAAAAUUAUUCAUCGAGAUCUAAAAGCAAGUAACAUUUUACUAGACGAAGACCUAAACCCAAAAAUUUCAGACUUUGGCAUGGCUCGAAUCUUCGGAGGGAAUCAAGAUCAAGCUAGUACCCAAAGGGUAGUCGGAACAUAUGGGUACAUGUCUCCUGAGUAUGCAAUGGAAGGACACUUCUCCGAAAAGUCUGACAUAUUUAGCUUCGGAGUGUUAUUACUGGAGAUAGUAAGUGGAAAGAAAAACAGGAGCUUUUGGAACCAGGAUGAUUUCUUGAGUUUGUUAGGAUAUGCUUGGAAAUUGUGGAAUGAGAAAACUAUCAUUUCACUAAUUGAUCCAUCAAUUUCUAGUUCAGACUCCCAAGAAGAGAUCGUAAGGUGCAUUCAUGUAGGGUUGUUGUGUGUACAAGAGUUUGCCAGAGACAGACCGAAGACUUCAGUAGUUAUGUCCAUGCUUGUCAAAGAUAUUAUGGAUCUUCCAAAUCCAAAGUCGCCAGGGUUUACACAACAUCAGACAUCUGCUGAUACCGGAUCAUGUCAAAUCACAGAUGAAACUUCCUCCACGAAUGAUGUUACUAUAACAACUUUGAUUGCUCGGUAGUGUAUCUCUUUAUAAAGAAGGGGAUGAACUUUCACUUCUUUCUAUCUGAUUUUCUUAAAUACUAAACUUUGACCAAGUGUAAGAAGAAUAAAUUACAAAAGAUUCUUUACAAAGACUAA
This is a messenger RNA of Beta vulgaris subsp. vulgaris (sugar beet), 2828 nucleotides long. Its product is annotated as G-type lectin S-receptor-like serine/threonine-protein kinase At1g11300. The coding region runs from base 184 to 2709 and encodes 841 amino acids. The record is from RefSeq and is a predicted model, not a curated record. Gene Ontology annotation, molecular function: protein serine/threonine kinase activity; ATP binding. Lineage: Eukaryota; Viridiplantae; Streptophyta; Magnoliopsida; Caryophyllales; Amaranthaceae. Gene Ontology annotation, biological process: recognition of pollen; protein phosphorylation. The transcript has 6 exons.